AUGAACAUGCACACGCACAAGAAAGUGCCAAACAUGGCCCGGUCAACGCAGCCCGCUCUGCCGGAAGAGGGCCCGCUCGCAGCGGAGGUUCCGCGCGCAGAGUCCCCAGCCCUUAUCUCGCGCUCCCAGUCUAGUGCCACCAACGAAGCGGAGACCCAGGAGAUGCCGACGCUCUUGACCUCCAAGGCCGAGACCCAGGUACCGAAGGUGUGCAUGGCAGGAAAGGAUCUCCCUGAAAAAGCUGACAGGGACGAGGCGGAAGAGGCAGAGAACUCAACCGUGGCUAUGACAACCGUGGCCUAG
Messenger RNA from Symbiodinium pilosum, 303 nucleotides. NCBI's taxonomy places the organism in Eukaryota, Dinophyceae, Suessiales, Symbiodiniaceae. The record is from the annotation of a GenBank genome assembly.